This is a messenger RNA of Vitis riparia (riverbank grape), 1926 nucleotides long. RefSeq names its product cytochrome P450 CYP82D47-like. Gene Ontology annotation, biological process: defense response to other organism. Gene Ontology annotation, molecular function: monooxygenase activity; heme binding; iron ion binding. Bases 150 to 1733 code for a protein of 527 amino acids. NCBI's taxonomy places the organism in Eukaryota, Viridiplantae, Streptophyta, Magnoliopsida, Vitales, Vitaceae. The transcript has 2 exons. The record is from RefSeq and is a predicted model, not a curated record.
UGUAGAGCAUGAAUUCCUAUUUAUUUAUUACCACUUGUGAGUGUUCUAGCGCAUGUAGUUUUGAACCAUUUUCGAAGCCUUUUCCUAUUUAUGGUACCUGAGAAAGGUGAUUCUUUCUACUGACCCAUUUGCUCUGGUACUAACUAGUCAUGGGAUUCUCCCUUCAGCCACAAGAUAUCACAGUUUUUGGGCUUCUUCUUACUACAAUCUGUUUGUUGUUGGCAACGGUAUUUAAUGCCAAAGGGAACAAGAAGAAAGGCAAAAGGCCACAGGAGCCGUCCGGGCGAUGGCCUAUUAUUGGUCACCUUCAUCUUCUAGGAGCAGACAAGCUGCUACAUCGGACACUUGGAGACAUGGCUGAUAAGUAUGGACCAAUCUUUUGCAUUCAUCUUGGCCUUCGUAAAGCUCUGGUGGUUAGUAGCUGGGAAGUAGCAAAGGAAUGCUACACUACCAAUGACAAGGUAUUCGCCACUCGACCAAGAUCCUUAGCAGUAAAGCUCAUGGGCUAUGGUCAUGCCAUGUUAGGAUUUGCUCCCUAUGGACCAUACUGGCGUGAUGUGCGGAAGCUAGCCAUGGUUGAGCUCCUCUCAAACCGCCAGCUUGAGAUGCUCAAACAUGUCCAGGACUCAGAAGUUGAGUUCUUAAUAAAAGAGCUCUAUGGGCAAUGGGCACGAAACAAGGACAGCCCCGCUUUGGUGGAGAUGAAGGAAAGAUUUGGGAACUUGGUAAUGAAUGUAAUAGUGAGAGCAAUUGCAGGGAAACGGUAUUUUGGGACCCAUGCCUGUGGUGAUGAGCCAAAACGGGGCAAAAAGGCCUUGGACGAUUUUAUGCUUCUAGUGGGGCUGUUCAUGGUCUCGGAUGCCAUCCCUUUUCUCGGCUGGUUGGACACGGUGAAAGGGUAUACCACUGAUAUGAAGAAAAUAGCUAAGGAGCUGGAUUAUGUGCUUGGAAGGUGGGUGGAGGAGCAUCGCCAGAAUAGGCUUUCUGCGAACGACAAUGGGGCUGAGCAAGACUUCAUCCAUGCCAUGCUUUCUGUCAUACAUGAUGGCCAAUUCUCUGGUCGUGAUCCUGAUACCGUCAUUAAGGCCACUUGUUUGAACCUCAUAUUAGCUGGCUAUGACACAACAUCUAUCACUCUUACAUGGGCCCUCUCUCUUCUACUGAACAACCGCCAUGCGCUAAAAAAAGCACAAGCAGAGCUGGAAAUCCAUGUGGGUAAGCAUCGCCAAGUGGAUGGAUCAGAUAUAAAGAACCUAGUCUACCUGCAAGCCAUCGUCAAGGAAACAUUACGAUUGUACCCUCCUGGGCCACUUUCCGUGCCGCAUGAGGCCAUGGAAGAUUGCACUGUGGCAGGCUUUCACAUCCAAGCUGGGACGCGCCUUUUGGUUAAUCUCUGGAAGUUGCAUCGUGACCCCAGAGUCUGGUUGGACCCUUUGGAGUUCCAACCAGAGAGGUUCCUGACAAAGCAUGCAGGUUUGGAUGUUAGGGGUAAAAAUUAUGAACUUCUACCCUUUGGUUCAGGUAGAAGGGUAUGCCCAGGAAUCUCAUUUGCACUGGAGAUGACGCAUCUGACACUAGCCAGACUGCUUCAUGGUUUUGAAUUGGGAGUAGUUGCAGAUUCACCGGUGGAUAUGACUGAAGGUCCUGGGUUGAGUGCCCCCAAAGCAACCCCGCUGGAGGUCACCAUUGUUCCAAGGCUACCUUUCGAGCUCUAUAGUUAUGAAGCAGCAUAGAAAGUAAAUAAUACUCUGUGAGCCAGAGAGUCCCCUAAUUAGCCCAAUGCUUUAGGGUAUAUUUAUGUUGUGUAACUCACUUUGAAUGGCCUGUGUAGUGGGUGUUCUCCUUUCUUGUCUUCUCGUCUCAAAUUUCAUCCACUUGGAUAGUAAUAAAUUUCCAUCUAUGAGUAAUUCUUUGUGUUACUUAAAA